Columba livia (rock pigeon) is the source of this 1928-nucleotide messenger RNA. It is a transcript of the gene VSTM2L, whose product is annotated as V-set and transmembrane domain containing 2 like. The record is from RefSeq and is a predicted model, not a curated record. Gene Ontology annotation, cellular component: membrane. The transcript has 4 exons. NCBI's taxonomy places the organism in Eukaryota, Metazoa, Chordata, Aves, Columbiformes, Columbidae. The coding region runs from base 189 to 851 and encodes 220 amino acids.
GGGGCCGGGAUCCCUCCGCCGGGCGGGGGAGGCUCCGGGCUGAGCCGCGGCACCGCCUCGGCGCGCGGCGCCCUCCGCGCGAGGGAAGAGCUCCGCAGCGCGGCGGCGCCGGGACCGCGGCGCAGCCCCGGGGACAGGGCUCGGCCCGGCGGCGCCGCCGCCCCCGGGACAGACGCGCCCGCGGCAAGAUGGGCGCCCUGGCCCUGGCCCUGGGGAUUUUCCACUACCUGGGGCUCUACCUGCAGCUCGGCGCCGCCUCCCGGCACCCCCCGUGGGACGCCCCGGCGGCGGGCAGCGCCCUCGCUCUGUCCCCCACAGCCCUCUUCACUGAGACCCCCCACGACAUGACGGCACAGGCAGGCGAGGACGUGGAGAUGGCGUGUUCCUUCCGCGGCAGUGGCUCCCCCUCCUACUCCCUUGAGAUCCAGUGGUGGUACGUCCGCAACCACCGGGACUGGACGGACAAACAGACGUGGGCUUCCAACCAGCUGCCGUUGUCGCCGCCGGAGGAUCCGGGGAAGGAUGCAACCAAGAUUAGUGUGGUGAAGGUGGUCGGCAGCAACAUCUCCCACAAGCUGCGUCUGUCACGGGUGAAGCCGGCGGACGAGGGGACGUACGAGUGCCGGGUGAUCGACUCCAGCGAUGGCAAAGCGCGGCACCACAAGGUGAAGGCGUACCUGCGCGUGGAGGCGGCGGGGGCGCCCGGGCACCCCCAGGACACCCAGCUGCGGGGCGCCCCGCCGCCAGAGCCCCCCGUGCCGGGCUCAGCCCACGCACACCCGCACCCCCACCAGCACCGGGCUGGGAAGGAGCUGAGGAAGCGCUCGGCAGACGCCUCCUGCGUGCUGUAGGUGCCGGGGAUGCCGGAGCCCCCGCUGCCCCGGACUCAGCGGAGCCAUCGAGGGUCCCGCACCCCUGCCAGAGACUGGCCCCACUGCCCCGUCCUGCCCACCGCCCCCACCACUUUCUCCCACCUGCCACGGCCACACCAGCUCCGUUUUGGCUCCAUCCCUGUGACACAUGCUGGCUCGGUUUUAUCCCCAGCCCCGUGGCGCAGCAAUGCCGGGCUGGGUGUGGGAGCAGGACCGUGUCCGUGCCAGGGUGGCACCACUGGGGCUGUGGCAGGGCUAUGGCUUUCGCCCACACAGGUCUGCAUCCCCCUGGCCCCGCACAAGGGGGACCCUGCUGCUCACUGUCCUUGCGGUGCCACUGGCCAUGCUGUGCCCCGGCUUCACGUGCCCGGUGGAGCCCCCCUGCCAGCAGGACCCUCCCACCCGCCUUGUGCUUUGCAGAACCAGCGUCUGUCCCGUAGGAGCCCCAGGUUAGUUGCUCUGCUCCCACCCUGCAGUAUGUAGAUAAGUUCCAGCAUCCAUUCCAGCCCAGGUAUAUUGCCCCUCCUGCCUGUUCUGUCCCUUUUGCCACUGCCCACCCCAGCACGUCGAGGCCCGAGCUCAGUGGAGGAGGAGGGCACGGCACGCUCCCGGCACGCUCCUGGCACAGCCAUGGUGCUGUGCGCUCUACUGUGCAUCACCCAGUUGAGCAGCCUGCCCUCUGUCCGUGUGUGACCAGGGAGCCAUGCCAUCGGAGCUGGGUCACUGUCACCCAUCGCUCCUCCUGCCCUUCACGUUUCACAGGGAUGGGGGGCUCAGGCACCCUUUCUCUGUCCCCGCUGCCCGGGCAUCCCCUUUCUCCUGCCGCACAGCACCGCGCUGCCCAGGCAGGGUCCAGCUCACGGGCUCUCAUCUUUCAGUGUGAACGGCAGAGCUCAGCCCCCGUGGGCAAACGCCACUGCUGGGGACAGGGCUGCGGGAGGGAGGGGGGUCCCGAGUCUCCCCAUCUGGGUGCCGGGUGCUGCUCCCUCCACCUGCCCCCACCGCCCAGCUUGCCGCCGCCAGACCCGCUGCAGCUAAUAAAGCUCUUUAAACAAA